Messenger RNA from Penicillium taxi, 3909 nucleotides. Its product is annotated as putative nuclear migration protein. Gene Ontology annotation, biological process: microtubule cytoskeleton organization; dynein-driven meiotic oscillatory nuclear movement; maintenance of protein location in cell cortex. Gene Ontology annotation, cellular component: cell cortex; mitochondrion. Gene Ontology annotation, molecular function: phospholipid binding; tubulin binding. Lineage: Eukaryota; Fungi; Ascomycota; Eurotiomycetes; Eurotiales; Aspergillaceae. Bases 1 to 3909 code for a protein of 1302 amino acids. The transcript has 2 exons. The record is from RefSeq and is a predicted model, not a curated record.
AUGGCCACGGAUUUGCAAUCCCUGGUGAUGGCCGAACCGUCUCCCGCCCUAUCCAAAACUUCUAGCUCGAAGGCGAGAUCAAGAUCUCGCCCAGCACGGCGCCGCCGAGACUCCUCCCCCUCUACAACUGGUCUACCAACUCCCGCCUUCUCUCCAGACGGACCAAGUGAUAUUGAUCUGGAUGACGACAUCAUCGAAGGGAAUACUCUCUCCCCGUUUGAUGCUCGACGAAUUACCCCCACCCUCCAUGCAUCGCUCGUCUCGGAAAUCCUUUCCCUUCGUCGCGAUAUCGAAGAUAGGGACAAGACGAUUGAUUCAUUAGAGCUAAGCCUCGAUGAAUCUCGGAAUGAAAAUGAGGCGCUCAGCGAGGACCUGUCUCAAUCCACUCGCGAGGCGCGGUCUUUGACAAAUCAGCUGCGGCUAUUAGAGGGUGGUUCGUCGUCUGCAAUAACAGAGCUUGCUCGUGAGCGGGACGAAGCCGUUUCGAACAUCACCGAUGUCCGGAAGAGACUAGAAUCUGCACAGAAGAAAGUGCGGAAUCGCGAGGAGGAAAUUGAUCGAACUCAGAUGCUGUGGGAUGGUGAUCGUGAGGCAUGGGAAAACGAGCGACGCAAUUGGGAGCGGAAAGUUCAUGUGGUGGAAGGCCGCCUCAAGGCCGUGCUGAACCAAGUGGCCGCCGCUCAGGAAGCCAAAUCGCUCAACUCACAGCAUAGUGGUGAAAAUAAAGACACCUACAAGUAUAAGAGCAAAGGAAGUGAUAGCGCCAGCAUAGCUUCCAGCAGCCAGGAUCGCCGACGUACAAGUAUAACCAGUUUAACUUUGGAUGAUGGUGACACUGAAGCCAAAUUCGAUAAUGUCCGAUAUUCGGUGAUCAGCGUGGCAGCUGGCAAAGCUGACUCGGGCUUGAAUCUGGCCCAAGAAUUAGCAUUCGACGAGGAAGAGGAAGAAGAUGAGGAAGAUGAAUUUGACGAUGAGGAUACCCCCCUUUCACCAGAGAUGCCGAUGUCACCAGAGAUGUCGAUUUCACCAGAGAGGCCGAUUUCACCAGAGAUGCCGAUUUCACCAGAGAUGUCGAUGUCCCCAGAGAGGCCGAUUUCACCAGGGGCUCUUCCGGAGGAACGACCGAUUUCUAUGAUUUCUCAAAUAUCAUUUGCUCCUUCCUUGAAGGCCAGAAAAAUCCUGGGUCUUUCUUUCGAGCAGAUUGAGCCACCUAUAGCAGACUUCUCCAAGCUAGCGCAGUCUUCUGUUGUAUAUCGAGAUGCUGGAAUUCAGUACUCCCCUCCCUCGUCACCCGAAUUGCCAGCUGUGAGGGAAGUUAUCAACCUCGGUAAUCUGGACGAGAUGCCCAAGAUGAUGGACAGUUCAACGCUCACUUUAGGCGUCCAGAUGGUGUCCUCUUCUUGUCAGACUCUUGGUGGGCUUCCUAUUCCCCCUUGGAUACCAAUCCAUCAUCCUGUGGAAGAGUUUGCAAAGCCCGUUCAAAUGUCAUCCGUCUCGACCCAAACCGAACCUAUUCCGGUUCCAGAACCCGAAGAGGAGAGUGUCAUGACACCUGUUGAUAUUCCAAUGAUUGCAAUCCAUCCACCAGGUUCGGAGCCGUCCUCACCCAGAACCAGUAUCGUUCUUCCUCCACAAACGAAAAGCGUAUCAGUUCAAGCCAAUAUCACAACGGUUGUGGAGGGCCGGUCAAUUGCCAUUCAGACCGAGGAGAUUCACGUUGAUCGACGCCCCGUCAAACUCCCCGCCAGCCUUCUUCCUUCUGCAAUUCAAGAUCUACCGUUCAACACGGAACCCAAGGUUGAGAAUACCAACUUCCAGCCAUACCCGUCAUAUCCUCAGCCUGUACCGCCGCCACGCUCGGCAAAGAGAGACCGUCAACGAACUCUAGCAAGAACAGUAACAGCGACUGUCGAGUCUCCACGCACUCAACCGAAGAAUAUACAGGUAUACCCUGGCAAUAAUGAUAAUGGUCCACUCUCGGAUAAUAUCAAGUCUGGAAUCAGGCGACCACCUCGGUCUAGUAGUCUCUUUGCAGGAUUCAGCGAUGACGAGAGCCCCAAAGUUCAGGCGCAAGAGCGCGAAAUCUUCACAGAUGACGAUCUCCUCAAUCGACCUUUCGCAUCGUAUACCCUCCGUCGUGGCAAGAUGGUGAACAUCGAGUCGAAUCUCAAGCCCAAUUUCGAUGAGAUGCAUCUUCCCGAAAUUAACGAGCAGUCCGACACUGGUCAUGUCUCGUCUAAUGGGAUCAGACGAUCUCUCACAACUUCCCAUAGCGACCGACAAGCUGGAAUACGCAAGAUGACCAUGAUAUCCAGUGAUGCACAAGAGAUUCGUGUCCGGAGUCCAAGCGAUCCCAGCAUGAAAAGCAACAGUUCUGUCUCAACAAAGCCUCCAUACCCAGUUCCGACCCGUCUCAGCUCGCGUAAUAUCCCACUCAGUGGUAGUGACGAGCCUCUGACUCCAACGCGCCCAUCAAUCCGAAAUUUCACGGACCGAGGCGCUGUUACUCUGGUACGGAGACCGACUCUGCGUCGCGUGCAAUCAGCAGCUGCAAUGUCCCAGUCUGACAUCCCCGAGCGUCCGGAUACCCUCUCAUCUCCAGGAUCUUCGUUGUUGUUUGAUAGUCCUCUUAUCCUCCCACCCCAUAUCCCAUCUGACGAGAUCACUGCUCCUCGCGCCAACCUACCGAGACAGAAGUUACAGAAACGUCCAUCUCAGCGUCGACCGUCCACUAAUGUGGAGCGUGAGGAGCGUGAGCGGCAGGAUUCGAUGGGUGGCUUGCAGCCCACUAGCGUUGUUGACGCCAUUGCUCAAACAAUGGUGGGAGAGUGGAUGUUCAAGUACGUCCGCCGCCGCAAGUCCUUCGGUAUGGGUGAGUCGAAGGACAACUGGGAGGGUCGAAACCCAGAUGAGGUGUCGGCCAGCAUUACCAACAGUGGUGCGCGACACAAGCGAUGGGUCUGGCUCGCGCCAUAUGAGGGCUCAAUCAUGUGGAGUAGCAAGCAACCCACCAGUGGACCUGCUUUGCUAGGGAAGAGUGGUCGGAAAUUUACUAUCCAAUCAGUCUUGGAUGUCAAGGACGAUAACCCGAUGCCUAAAGGCUCCGGCUCUCCAGCCCCAUUCAACCGUUCCAUCCUAGUGCUCACGCCACAGCGUGCGCUCAAAUUCACAGCCAUGACGGUCGAACGACACUACGUCUGGUUGACGGCCCUAUCCUUCCUCAGUCAUUCGACCGUGGGUCUGCAUGAAUUAGCCUCAAUCCCACCAGCUCCGCAGGAAGAAGCCAAAACACCCACACCACCAAGAGCUGCUCUCCGCCGCAACCCUAUCCGCGACUCUAUCCGUGUGGCUAAAUAUCGACCCAAACCUCUACCCGGAGGCCGGAUGAUCGCACACAAGCCCGUCCCCGAGCUACCAACUAAGGAGCGGGAAAGUCUUGACAUGGCCGCAGUUGCACCACACGUCCCUCGCUUUUCAAAUCACACCCGCAAGCGCAGUCACACCUCACCGCGCCCACCUCUCCGCACCCUCCGCAGCUUUUCCAGCCAAGGCACAGUGCUCUCCUCGAACAGCGGUACGACGGUGGGCUCUGAUCCAUACUUCUCCUCUGCAAUUCCCCCAAUUAUACCAACCGGAUACGGCAGUGCCCCUAGUAGCAUCAGUCGCACCUCAGAAGCAAGCGCACGUACCUACAAUACAACCGGUACUAGUCGCACCUUCGAUAUAGGCACUGUGCGCAUGGAGGCCUUCAUUGAUCCCCAUACUGACACGAGUCGGCCGCGUCCAAGGCCAAGACAUAAACACAAGGCUUCUAGUCAGUGGAGUCAGCCUCGUUACGAGUAUGACGCACCUUCUGUCGUUGACAGUGAAAAUUCCUUUCGACCUGACGAUCCAUUCCGCGGCUUCUAA